AUGCCUAUCUACACCUACAUCAUCGAGACUUCACAAGUCACACAUAUAUACAAAAUGGUGCAAGUUCUCGAGGACAUAUAUGGUAGGGAUAGGUUCGGUGUACAGGAAAUCGGCCCAACGGGUUUCCGAAUCAAAGUGACUACUUUUGAUCCCAAAGCGCCAUGGAAGAGACUUAGAGCGCUAGGUAUGGUAGUUUGA
Fusarium pseudograminearum CS3096 is the source of this 198-nucleotide messenger RNA. RefSeq lists its product as uncharacterized. The transcript has 2 exons. NCBI's taxonomy places the organism in Eukaryota, Fungi, Ascomycota, Sordariomycetes, Hypocreales, Nectriaceae. The record is from RefSeq and is a predicted model, not a curated record. The coding region runs from base 1 to 198 and encodes 65 amino acids.